CACCAACACCACCCCUCCUCACUCUCGACCGUCGUGUUGAACUCUUAUAUAAUUUACUUCUCCUCGGCACCUCCUCUUUCCCGCCCGGACUCGUCCUCCUCGUCGACUCCCGCUCGCGCCCUUUCGCUCUCCUCGGCGCGCCGCUUCUUCGCCUUCCUUCACUCUAUGUUUUGACGCUGUGGAGCCUGGUGGCCCCCGAAAGCUGCGCGAAUGUAUAGCAUGAUGAUGGAGACGGACAUGCACUCCCCCGGCGGAGCCCAGGUCACCACCAACCUCUCGGGCCAAACCGGAGCCGGGGGAGGAGGAGGAGGAGGCGGCGGCGGGGGCCCCAAGGCCAACCAAGACCGGGUCAAGAGGCCCAUGAACGCUUUCAUGGUUUGGUCGCGGGGCCAGCGCCGGAAGAUGGCCCAGGAAAACCCCAAGAUGCACAACUCGGAGAUCUCCAAGCGCCUGGGCGCCGAGUGGAAAGUCAUGUCGGAGGCCGAGAAGAGACCCUUCAUCGACGAGGCCAAGCGGCUGCGGGCGCUGCACAUGAAGGAGCACCCGGAUUAUAAAUACCGGCCCAGGAGGAAGACCAAGACUCUCCUAAAGAAGGACAAGUACUCGCUGGCCGGAGGGCUGCUGGGCGCUGGCGGCCCCGGCGGAGGCCCUCCGGUGUCCAUGGGAGUCGGCGUGAACCCGGCCGGCGUGGGCCAGCGCUUGGAGAGCCCCGGCGGUGGCGGCCCCGGCGGCGGGGGAGGCGGCGGAGGAGGCGGCGGGGGCUAUCCGCACAUGAACGGCUGGGCCAACGGCGCGUACCCGGGCUCGGUGGCUGCGGCGGCGGCUGCGGCGGCGAUGAUGCAGGAGGCGCAGCUCGCCUACAGCCAGCACCCGGGCGGCGGCGCCCACCCGCACGCCCACGCGCACCAUCCGCACCCGCACAACCCGCAGCCCAUGCACCGCUACGACAUGGGCGCCCUCCAGUACAGCCCCAUCUCCAACUCGCAGGGCUACAUGAGCGCCUCGCCGUCGGCCUACGGGGGCAUCUCCUACGGCGCGCAACCCCACCAGAACUCGGCGGCCGCUGCGGCGGCUGCAGCCGCGGCAGCGGCGGCCGCCUCGUCCGGGGCGCUGGGCGCGCUCGGCUCCCUCGUCAAGUCCGAGCCCAGCGUGAGCCCGCCCGUCACCUCGGCGCACUCGAGGGCCCCGUGCCCUGGGGACCUGCGAGAGAUGAUCAGUAUGUACUUGCCCGGCGGAGAAGGAGGGGAGGCGGCGGCAGCCGCUGCCGCGGCCGCCGCUGCCCAGAGCCGCCUGCACUCCUUGCCACAGCACUAUCAGAGCGCCAGCACGGGGGUCAACGGCACGGUGCCCUUGACGCACAUCUGAGCGAAGGGAAGGAAGGGCGCACGGACGGACGGACCAGCCAAGGGGCGCGGGGGACCAAUGGGGGGUGUCGCUCUCUCUCUCUCCUGGGAGCCCCCUCGUCCCCCUCGCCACUGCUGCCCAUCUUCCCAGACCCACCCCCCGCCACCCCCUUCCUUUUGUACAGAACAACAAGAAAGAGAGAGGAAAUGUUUUGAUGACGUUGUAAUAAGAAUAAUAAUAAUUAUAAUAAUAACAAAUAUUCCUAAUGGUGGGGAUAAUGAAGAGAGAAGGUAACAGAUUGCUCUAAUGCUGCCCCCCAGUCCCUCCCUCUCUACCCUAAGGACUAGUUUCUGAAACUGGGGGGGGGUUGGGUUGUUAUAUUUUCCUUCUGUUGUUGUUGGGUUUUAGACAAACCGUCUGUGUUUUAACUGAGAUUUUUUUUUUUGUACAGUAUUUAUCAUUCACCCGGGAGCCACAAUGCGUUUAUAUUUGCUAAAGCAGGGGGAGGGCAAAAAAGACAGACAGACAGAUAUAAUUAUAAUUGUUAAUUAUUCAAAGAUCUAGGCGAUGCCAACUUUUCUGCCACACAGAAGCACUAACUGGUCACUCUUUGAGCCGCUUCUUGUGAAGACUUUUUAUUGCCUAAGGAAAGCAAAGAUGUUGGGGAGAACUGUUCUCGUUUAUAACACAGUACCAAGGGAUGCAAAUCCAAAACCACGCUUAAACUCUUCUUCCUUUUGUAGUUAUUACGAAGCGGGGUUCUUUAUUUUUUCUUAUUUUGUUUAUUUAUAAAACAUUUUUAUUUUUUAUUUUUUUUGCGACCAGCAACAAUAUUCUGGAUUUUGUAAAUGUUUAUUACGUCUGCAUUUUUUUCCUUUUGUUAACUAUUUUUUUGUAUGUUUUUUUUCCUUGUAAAUGCAUUGUGGAAUAAUUUUAAUUAAUUUUAGGCGUUACAAGGGAAUUCAUAAAUGUGUAUAUAGUUUACUAAAAAAGGCGUUUCCGCUAAAAAGGAAAACAAAUAAAACUCUAAAGAUGCGUUCGAUUCUGAGUUAUAUCAAUUUCAAAGUGAAACUGCAACCAGUAAAUCCAAAAUGUACUAAUUCAUGGCAUGCCUUAAAAACUAGAGAUUGGAAAUUGACUAUAUGUAUAAAUAUAACGUGAAAUAUAAUAAGAUCAGCAACCACACAAAUCCCUAUUUGGGUUUAGACUUGUCACAGUUAUUGUGAUCGCGAACAACAUCAAAAAGGGGGAGAAAGUUUUUUUUAAAUGGUGUAGUUUUUGGAUAUUAUUUUAAUAUCUGUUGAGUAUUGUUAAGGAAGGCGACCGAUUAAAAUACUUUCCAUAGCA
This is a messenger RNA of Lacerta agilis (Sand lizard), 2691 nucleotides long. It is a transcript of the gene SOX1, whose product is annotated as SRY-box transcription factor 1. Lineage: Eukaryota; Metazoa; Chordata; Lepidosauria; Squamata; Lacertidae. Gene Ontology annotation, molecular function: DNA-binding transcription factor activity, RNA polymerase II-specific; RNA polymerase II cis-regulatory region sequence-specific DNA binding. The coding region runs from base 211 to 1365 and encodes 384 amino acids. Gene Ontology annotation, biological process: regulation of DNA-templated transcription; cell differentiation; anatomical structure morphogenesis. The transcript has a single exon. The record is from RefSeq and is a predicted model, not a curated record.